CCACAAGUGCGGAAAAUGAUAACGAAAAGUUUUUUGUUCAUCCUAAUCACAUUCUUGAUAGGUUUCUCCCUCGAGACUCCAGUUGAUCGGAACGGGAAUGGAAGUCCCAUGACGAUGAGGGGUUUCAACAACAGCCUUGGCACCUAUGUGGAGUACAGCGGUCGGGCAUCGAUAGCCUUUGAAGAUUGGACCAUAUAUGCCAGCUUUAAUUUGGAGUCACUUUUUCCGGCCAUGACUGUCUUCAAAAAAGUCUAUAAAGCUCUUCGAGAUAAUUGCGAAAUAAGUCCCAAACUGUGCCCAGAUAUUAUUGAAUUGAUAAAGUUUUCGGACUCAAUUCUUCAAGAUGGCCUGGUUGAUACAGAGGAUCCUCAGGUUUUUAAGGUCAAACCUUUCCCUCUCGGUAGAAAUGACAUGGCCAACGAGAUGACGAAUAAAUCCUCCUUCAUAGACAGCACAAUAAACGUUCACGUAGGUCUAGUGGAACUCGAUAUUGAUUCUCCAGACUUUGAAGCCAAAGACAGUCCAGACUGGUUUAUUGAAAGAAUGAAAAACCAUCUUAAUCUUUUGGGUGCCCAGUUGAAAAGGUCGCAGGAUGCCAUACUUGAAGCAGUGAUCUCCGCCCAUCAGGGGCAACUCAAUCCUCUUAUCCUUUCCAUCAAGCAGUUGGAUGCGGAGAUGCUUAAAAUUCAGGCCCAUCUUCCACGGGGACGUCGACUGCCCUUCGAUCAAUCCACAAUUGCCGAUAUUUACCGCGUUGCUUCCGUAAUACCUCAGCAGUUGGAAAACUAUUUGGUCUUCCAAAUCUCAAUGCCCCUGAUCGAUGUGGAACAGUUUAAUAUCUAUCGAUUAACACCCAUUCCGCGGCUGGACAAUGGCAAAAUCCAACUGGUGGACACCGAAACCCCAUAUCUGGGUAUCAACGAUCAUAUGGACAGGUAUUUUCCACUUCAGAACCUGGAUGACUGCACUGAAUUGGCCGGGGAAAGGUUCAUCUGUAAGCACAAUCAAAUAACUUAUGGAAAUGGAGAUGACAGCCUUGCCUGUUCCCUGGCGGCUAUAAGAAAUGAGUCCUCCAAUGGGUGCACUUUCCGCCAGGUGGAUAGGAGUAGCAUGUGGACCCAGCUGGUGGAACCGAAUUCGUGGAUGGUGGCCCUCACCAAGGAACUGAGUUUGAUGGGUGUGUGCUCUGGGGAAAGCCAGGAACUCAGAAUAAAUGGCAGUGGAAUCGUGAGCAUUCGGAGUGACUGCAUCGUCCGGAGUUCAGCUGUCACUCUGCAAGGGGAACCCCAGAAAAGAAUUCCCCUGAAAAAAGGAUAUGCAUCGUUGCAGUUGACCAACAAGACCUCCCAGGAAAUAGGAAUCAUGGAAUCGUUUAAUAACCUUCUUAAGAUUGCUACCCAACUGAAAGUGUAUCAGGAAAAACUCGAAGCAGUCGGGGAUUAUCCAAUGACCGUCGUUGUUGUUUGCCCCGUAAUUGUGCUGCUCACCUUAUUAAUAUCGCUUUCCUGGUUAUAUCUCAACCACCGUAGAAGACAACUCCCAGGGGCACAAAAUCCAGUCAGCGAAAUCGAUAGUCUCCAAGACAGCAAAAAUGAAACCACAACCAGUAAUCUUCCACUGCUGGAAAAACAAGAAAUUUAGAAGAUUUCAGGUCUGCAAACCGAUCUUAACUCAUUUAAAAAUAAUUUUGUAUUUGAUUUUCUUAAUAAAACUUGUUCAGCGGGUUAA
This is a messenger RNA of Drosophila suzukii, 1728 nucleotides long. It is a transcript of the gene Iris, whose product is annotated as iris. The record is from RefSeq and is a predicted model, not a curated record. Lineage: Eukaryota; Metazoa; Arthropoda; Insecta; Diptera; Drosophilidae.